AUGUCAGAUUUGGAAGGCGCAAUCCCCCCGACCCAACGCAACGGAGAUGAUGGGCCAGGCAAAGAGAGUAAAAUACUGGUAGCACUAGUGGAAACUCUGUGGAAUGCAGUCUCCCUGCUUACGCUUGGGUUUCCAAAAAAGUACCAAGAGCGCUUGCGCUUGUUCGAAAACAUUUACCCUAUGACAGAAGAUUACGAACCCUGGUCUAAGCCGGCGACCCACUCUGAUAGGGGAUCCGAACACAGUUCUCUCAAAUCCAUGCGACAAAAGCAGCAGAUGUCGGUUAUUACUGCUACAAGCGCUGCAGCUCUUUCAAUCCAAUCAAUAAGCAACACAUUCCGCAUUUACUGGCUGGUGACAGCCUUCUAUAGUAUAGCAUUUGGUUUAUCGCUGGAAGGCCUCAUUUUGAUAACAUAUAUGACUAUCUCUGCCGGAGGUUCCUCCGACGAAGCUAUUGCCCGACUUGCCCAGGGCACCCUUAUUCCCGGGCCCAAAGUAGUCAAGCCUGCGGCAUUUUUAAUGUCGCUGCCAGCAGUAAUGGCGACUUACUCAUCGUUGUUUUUGUUGAUAGGACUGAUAACCAUGGUGCUGGUUCGCCCAGGUGAAAGUGUCGACACACAAGCUACAUCGUACGCUCUAGUGACGAUGAUCCCAGUUGGGUUGGGGGGUUUAUUCCUCGUCAUCGCGAUUACACUUUGCGAAAUUGGCAGUCAGAUUGAGACAAGCGGGAGAAGAAAUGCAGAAGCUUCAAUGAAUGAGUCUUGUCGAGUCCAUGAGCACACCCAACCCGCCCUUCUUUGUCCCAAAUGUCCUCCCGGUGCUCAGCGCCCAUGCCUGGAUAAAGCAAUUGUCCAAGCUCUUAAUAGAAUACUAUCCAACCCCCCUGUUCAGGAUCAUACAGGCUAA
Messenger RNA from Rhizoctonia solani, 906 nucleotides. Its product is annotated as short chain dehydrogenase. The record is from RefSeq and is a predicted model, not a curated record. Lineage: Eukaryota; Fungi; Basidiomycota; Agaricomycetes; Cantharellales; Ceratobasidiaceae. Bases 1 to 906 code for a protein of 301 amino acids. The transcript is spliced from 3 exons.